CGGAAAGACCUUUACAUUUGACCCUAUGACCUCUUGUAUAGACCCCGGAUGAAACUCGUGUAUCAACAUGGCGUCGGGUUUCACAAUAUUGAUCCUCUUUGCGGUGGCAGUUGUUGGUCGUGCACUGACACCAUCAACAUUCCUCACCACAGUAGACAGACAGAGAUUGAAGUCUGUGUUCCAGGCUGCUCAACCAUUCCAAGAUGCAGCUAGUGCACAUUACUCCAUUUUGGGACUUAAGUUGCUGGAUGCAACUCUUCCCAAUGCUCAGGACACUUGCAAAACCUUGACAUCAAUUGUGGAUGCUGGCAACUUGGCGUCACUGUUCCAUGCAUCUACUGCUGCAAAAGCUCUGAGUGGCUGCAAGCUUGGUGUCAGCAAUGUACAGCAGCUCUUGCAGGAUUCCAUAAAGGAGGAUGCUGCAGUAGUUGAUAUCUUCUAUGCAUUUUUUGCCCUAAAAAACCUUGAUUUGAAAGUUGACAAUGCUAAGGUCAGCAAGUCAUUACUGGAAUCAUUGAAGAAAGAUGAUUCUCCCUUGAGCCAUGGCUAUGCAUUCCUGGUUGCCUCUGACUUGUCAGGUGACGUGAGCAAAUUCUUUGACAGCAUUGAAGAUGUUGUUGCACAAGCUGAUGAAGUAGAUGAAAAGUAUCUCCAGUUUGAAGGUGGAUUGUUUGUCAGCUCACUAGUUGUUGAUGGGGCAUACAAACUUGCCCAGAAAGCCAACAAGGCCCCAACUAUUUCCCAGGACAAAGUGAUUAAAUUUUCCAACUACUUCCUGAGCCGCAAACAUGUCCACCAACUGCGAAGUGCAUACUACUUCUUGUCUGUCAUCAGUACCCUCAGAGAUAACAAGUAUCAUAUCCCCAUUGCUGUAACCCUUGCCAGUCCUGUUGCUGUUAGCCAGUCAUCCCCCAGCAUACAGGUGCGUGUAACCAAUCUGAUGGGAGGUCUUCUGGGUCAGCUGACUGUAACUGCUGACAGUGCACGUCACUUAGGAGAUGAAGCCAUUGUUCUCAACAAGAAACCUUUCAAGGCUGCCUCCUCCGACAAGUCUCUGUACGAGCUUGACUUCAUGCAGUCAAAGCCAGCCCGUGGCUUCUACAAGUUGACUAUUUCCGUUUCCCCCCAGAAGUCUGAUAGUCGUCUUAUUGGCACCUCAGGAGCUGAGGUGGAUGUCAAGGUGACAACUCAAGUGUCUGUUGAGAAUGUGGAGAUAGGUGUUGCAGAUAAGGACCAGACCACUGCAGCCAGGACCACAAAGAUUGUGCACCCAAGCAAGGCAGCCAAAACUCAAGAAGCUGACUCCCACCAGAAGAUUAUUAUGAAGUUCCAGUUGAAGGACAAAGUGUCAGGCAAGCUCAUUACAGCUCAUCAGGCCUUUGUCAGACUAACCAAUGUGCAGACCAAGCAGGAGAUUAUCUUUGUGACUGAAGCAGAUUCUUCACAAACCAUGAAGUUUGACUUGGAUGUUGGUGCCAGUGCCAAGGAAUUUGGCUACUUAUCUGGGAAAUACAGCAUGGAGCUCAUUGUUGGUGAUGCUGUUAUUGAAAAUCCUUUCUCCUGGAUCCUGGCGGAUGUCCAGCUUACCUUCCCAGAGGGAGCUGCAUCAGUGGGAGAGGCACAGAGCCAGUAUGCCAAGAAACCUGAAAUCAAGCAUAAGUUCCAUCCUGAAGAGAAGCGUCCACCGACUGUGGUGUCCCUUGCCUUCACAGCACUGGUGCUGCUGCCGAUCCUUGUGUUGCUGGGUCUGUGGCUGAAAAUUGGUGUGAACAUAUCAAACUUCCCAGUGUCAUUGAGCGCCAUUGGAUUCCAUCUCUGCCUUGGAGCUAUCUUUGGCCUUUACUACUGCUAUUGGACACAGCUGAACAUGUUCCAGACACUGCGCUAUCUGGGACUACUAGCUAUACCUACAUUCCUCUUUGGUAACAAGCUGCUCAGUGGUUUAGCUUCUAAAAGAAAAACAGCAUAGAUGACAAGAAGAAUUUAGUAAAACAUUUAAGAUUAUUAAAUCAUGAAAAAAGUCUUACAUUUAUAUGCUGCACAUCAUUAUGUUGACAAAUUGUGGAAAUGGGUGUUUCCAUGUCAUGCUUACAAUUGUUGUCUAUUUCCAAAGUGUCAUCUUGCAUGUAUUAAACAUUUUUAAUUUA
Messenger RNA from Haliotis rubra (blacklip abalone), 2147 nucleotides. RefSeq names its product dolichyl-diphosphooligosaccharide--protein glycosyltransferase subunit 2-like. The transcript has 20 exons. The coding region runs from base 68 to 1969 and encodes 633 amino acids. Gene Ontology annotation, cellular component: oligosaccharyltransferase complex; membrane. Gene Ontology annotation, biological process: protein N-linked glycosylation. The record is from RefSeq and is a predicted model, not a curated record. Lineage: Eukaryota; Metazoa; Mollusca; Gastropoda; Lepetellida; Haliotidae.